UUGGGAGGAUUGGAUAUGCUGGCACCCCCGCAGUCGCGCGGUGGUAGCGCCCUGAAUGUAUCCAGCGGCAGCAUUCGGAAGGGAGUCGGUGAAGGAGCGACCAUGGCGGCGGCGGAGGUGGCUCGGCAGUCGACCGAAGGUGCCCGGAACCUGUUGCUGUCUGCGCACGUUGGCUUUGACAGUAUGCCAGACCAGUUGGUCAACAAGUCAGUGUGUCAGGGAUUCUGCUUCAACAUCUUGUGUGUGGGUGAAACUGGUCUUGGGAAGUCCACCUUGAUGGACACCCUGUUCAACACCAAGUUCGAAAGUGAUCCCGCUUCGCACAGUCAGCCCGGAGUCCACAUAAAGUCCAACAGCUACGAACUGCAGGAGAGUAAUGUCCGCCUGAAACUGUCCAUUAUAAACAGUGUGGGAUUUGGGGACCAGAUUAACAAGGAAGAAAGCUACAGGUCUAUUGUGGAGUUUAUUGAUGCCCAGUUUGAGGCCUACCUGCAGGAGGAGUUGAAGAUCAAGCGUACGUUACACAACUACCACGACAGCCGCAUCCACGUCUGCCUAUACUUCAUCGCUCCCACCGGCCACUCGCUAAAGUCUCUCGAUUUGGUGACCAUGAAGAAACUGGACAGCAAGGUCAAUAUCAUUCCAAUCAUUGCCAAAGCAGAUUCCAUUUCCAAAACCGAGCUCCAGAAAUUCAAGAUCAAGAUCAUGAGUGAAUUGGUCAGUAACGGGGUUCAGAUCUAUCAGUUCCCCACGGAUGAUGAGACCGUUGCCGAGAUCAAUGGAACCAUGAACGCUCAUUUACCUUUUGCUGUCGUUGGAAGUACAGAGGAGAUUAAGAUUGGGAACAAAAUGAUGAAGGCACGGCAGUACCCCUGGGGUACAGUGCAGGUGGAGAAUGAGAGCCAUUGUGACUUUGUCAAACUGCGGGAGAUGCUGAUCCGGGUCAACAUGGAGGACCUGCGGGAGCAGACCCACGCCCGUCACUACGAGCUGUACCGGCGCUGCAAGCUGGAAGAGAUGGGAUUCAAGGACACCGACCCCGACAACAAGCCCUUCAGUUUACAGGAGACGUACGAAGCAAAGAGGAACGAGUUUCUGGGGGAGCUGCAGAAAAAGGAGGAGGAGAUGAGGCAGAUGUUUGUCACAAGGGUAAAGGAGAAGGAGUCUGAGCUGAAGGAGGCAGAGAAAGAGUUACAUGAUAAGUUUGAUCGUUUAAAGAAACUUCACCAGGAUGAAAAGAAGAAACUAGAGGAUAAAAAGAAGAGCCUAGAUGAUGAGAUGAACGCCUUUAAACAGAGAAAGACUGCGGCUGAAUUGCUGCAGUCGCAGGCCCAGCAGUCGGGAAGCCAGCAGACGCUCAAGCGGGAGAAAGAGCGGAAAAAUUAACGCUGUUCACUGCAUGCUGCAUAAGACCCAUCAUUUCUGUUCAGGCUUCCUGUAGAAUCCUUUCCGCAGCAAGUCGGGAAUGAACUCCCCUUUUUUUGUUCCCAAUUACAUUGCCGUGCUUGGUCCCACUCUCUCCCUCCCCAUCCCACCCCCCCCCCCCCCCUCUCCCCACCAUCAUCUCGACCCACCCCCGUCUAUGUGAACAUGCGUGUUUGAGCUUGAUACUAUGGCUAUGCUGAAUGACGGAAUCCAGCAAUAAAUAAUAUGGAACUGACAUAAGGACUCACAAUUUACCACUUCAAUACUUGCAUGGUGCUAAUCAAGCUGCCCGUGAGCCUCGGAGACUGUUACAACUCGGUAAUCCCAACACGAUUCCUUUUGGGGGUCCGUGUGUGAAUUAGAGAACUCAGGAAGCGUUUGCAUGAAUUGUCAUCGUCACGGUCUUUUCCGCGCCACCCCCUUUUGUGCUGCCUAUUUGCUGCUACGGUUUCAGAUUACUGAGCCCUGUGUUGAUAAGACUUAACAAACCUUUUGCUCGUUUUUUAUUUGCUUUUUAUAAGUUGACAUCCAUGGUACUCGAGUGUUCAGCAUGUUACAGAAGGCAUGUCCAUGUUGGCCGCCAAGAUGUAAAGUACAAUACUGGGCAAAACAACGAGUUUGGUUCAAAUGGACUUACUAAGGAGAGUGGAUUAGCUGAAAUGGUGCAAUGAGUGGAAGCUGACAGGGAUUACUAGCUUAUUACCAAUGAAUGGGACCAAGGAAUAUUUUUGAUAAAAUGUUCCCUAGUUUUUUUUUACACCAGAUUUUUACUUUUCAUAACUUUCAGUUUUUUACAAAUUUGUACUGCAACUAUUUUGUACCAGAUUCCUGGCCGUGUCUGUGGCAGUGAAUGGAACCUAAUGUGUAAGGUUUAUUUAGCCCAAUUCUAUUUAAAGUUCAGAGAUUUUUCUUUGUUUAAAUAAGCACUGGAUGGAUUCACCCAAGGGCAUUUCUGUGUGUCUGGAUGUGUGCUUGUUUUUUUUUAAAAUAAGAUGACUUUUUUAUACCUCUUAUCAUGUUAUGGAAGGCAGGCAAAUGCUGCGCAUCGUAACUGUUUAGGUCUAAGUAGGUCCUAAAAUGCAAAUAAAUGUGAAUUGAAUUGUA
Molecule: messenger RNA, 2529 nt
Organism: Amblyraja radiata (thorny skate)
Lineage: Eukaryota; Metazoa; Chordata; Chondrichthyes; Rajiformes; Rajidae
Product: septin-6
Exons: 11
Coding region: 16-1386 (456 amino acids)
Molecular function (GO): GTP binding
Source: RefSeq, a predicted model, not a curated record